ACAUGUCCAUGAAAUUAUGUUCUUUAAGUUAGAUUAAAAUAUAUAUGUGUACAAAGUUGUUAUAACCUAAGUUUCCUAGUGGUAUAGCUAUAAAAAGUAUAAAAUAUGACUUCAAGUGAUUGUACGGGAAAUUUGAAAGAAGCACUCAUAGAUACACUUCACAAUGUUCUCUCCCCUCAGUCAUCCAUUAGACUUGAAGCUGAGCAACAAAUAAAGGUUUUCCAAGUGACAGAAGAGUUUGGAGUGCAUCUUGCUGAAGUGGCUCUUGACAGAAAUGGCAAUCUUGCAGUUAGACAACUGGCAUCAGUUUUACUCCAGCAAUAUGUUGAAGCUCAUUGGUAUGAGGGGUCCCAAAAGUUCCAAGUUCCCGAGUGUCCUGAGUCAAGCAAGCAGAAGAUCAGACAAAUUCUCCCCCAGGGAUUGUAUGACCCAAGUCGUAAAGUGAGGUGCUGCAUUGCUUACGCGCUCUCCUGCAUAGGGGCCUGGGACUGGCCUGAUAAUUGGCCUGCUUUCUUCAGCCUCAUCACUGACGCCAUCACAAGUGGGGACGAAGAUGGCACCCACGGGGCUAUGAGGGUCCUCACUGAGUUCUCCAAGGACAUUGAUGACUCCAUCGUCACGAAGGUGGCACCCAUCGUCCUCCCUGAGAUGUACAACAUCUUCUGCCAGGAUCAGAAAUACAGCAUCAGAACGCGUGGACGGGCCGUGGAAAUCUUCAAGAACCUGGCGAGCGCCAUCAGCCUCAUGGGGGAGUUCAACAGGAACCUUGCCAAGCAGCUACUGUAUCCGUCCUUGCCGCCCUUCAUCCAGGCCAUGCUUAAGGUCCUGCACACUCCUGACGGUCCUAUGGUCGACUGCGGCCUCAGAAGGGACAUUCUUAAAGCACUAACAAUGUUGGUGACGAACGUGCCGCGGCAAAUGGUGGAAUAUUUGCCUGACGUGCUGAGCUUCGUGUGGCAUUCUCUGACCACGUCAGCUCACGCCUAUGUCAGCUGCACCGUCAACUGCAGGGAGCACGCCGCUGACGCCGUCAACUCUGAUGGUGAAGUGCUUGGCUUUGAGAAUUUAGUGUACAGUUUAUUCGAAUUUGUGGACGCUCUCCUGCACCACAAGAAGCACCGAGACCUCAUCCUGCCGAGCAUGGCUGACCUCAUCUACUACCUCAUCCUGUACAUGCAGCUGACAGAGCACCAGAUUGAAACGUUCAAUGCGGAUGCAGACGCCUAUGUUGAAUUUGAGGAUGACGAGAGCUUCGCAUACUCCGUGCGGGCGUCUGCUGUUGAGCUGCUGAGGAGUCUGCAGCAGGAUCUGCCUGCCACGUACUGCACCUGUAUCGUGGCAGCCGUGGAGCGCCACAUCCACAAGGCAGAUGAGGCUCGGUCUGGAGGCGAUAUCUGCUGGUGGAAGCUCUACGAAGCCGUCCUGUUUGCAGUGUCUGUGUCGGCAGACUGUCUGCUUAAAGAAGUUUUCUGCAGGCGUGUCACCUUCAACCUUGACAGUUUUGUCGAGGCCGUCGUCAAGAAAAGUCUUGAUCCUUCAUUGCCAAGCUAUCUCUGCGGCAAAGCUUUAUAUUGCGGCAGCGAGCUGGCCAUGGCUCUUGACACUGCAACAAUUGACAGCUUGUUACACUGCCUUGCCUCAGCUCUGCAGCUAUCCUCUCCCCCUGUUGUCAGAGUCUCUGCCAUCAGGUCCGUGUCUGGGUUCUGCGACCUGUUCAAUGGCAACAAGGAGUCGUGGGUGCAGGCGAGGCUGCGAAGCUUGGAGGGCAAGGAGGAGCUGGCCAGCCUGGCGCCGCCAGCCGCCUUCUCUUGCAAGCAGUCGAGUGAACUGCUGCGUCCAUACCUGGGGGCCAUCGUGGAGGGCUUGGUGCUGCUCACUACUCAGUCUCCGUCCGAGAUGAUGGCGCUGGCCCUGGAGCGGCUACUGCUGCUCGUUGGUCUCGACGCCUCGUUAUCCUCACCGUACCUGAGCCGCGUCUCGUCUCUGUGUCUCGCCGUCUUCAUCAAAGCCAGCCACGACCCCGUGCUGGUGUCCCUCGUGCAGGACCUCUUGCAGGAGCUCUGCACGCAUCCUGCCAACAACAACGCCAUGCAACAGAAGUUCUUCCCUACGCUUGUGUCCCUGCUCAACUCUUCUACUGAUAAGGUGCCCUCAGGAGUGCACGCUGUGGCACUGGACAUGCUGACGGUGCUGGUGCGGUGCUGCCAGAACCCUGACAAGGACACGCUCAUGAUGCAUGCAACGUUUCCUGCGGUGGUUAACCGCACGCUGCACACCGACGACCUCUCCGCGCAGCAGAACGGCGGCGAGUGCCUGCGUGCCUUCAUCGCUGUCGCUGCCGACCACGUUGUGACGUGGCGGGACGAGGAGGGCAGGUCUGGCCUGGACUGGGUUGUGGACGUGUGCCACGAGCUGCUCUCACCAUCUGCUCCUGACGCGGCAGCUGGCUUCGUGGGGCGCCUCGUGACGGCGCUCAUCCAUCACCUGUCCUCUCAGCUGGGUGAUGGUCUGCACAGACUGCUCAGAGCCGUGCUCAGCAAGCUGCAAAGCACCGAGACGCUGAUGGUGGUGCAGAACCUGACGGUGGUGUUCGCUCAGCUCGUGCACCGUCAGCUCGAGGAUGUGCUGGACUUCCUGAGCUCAGUUCCCGGCCCUGAGGGAGAUAGCGCCCUCAGCUUUGUGCUGACUCUCUGGUGUGCCAAGCAGCACGCUUUCUACGGCGGCUACGAGCGCAAGGUCACCGUACUGGCGUUGGCUAAGAUGCUGGAGCACGGCGUGCUCACAGGCGACGCUCGUCUGCAGGCGAUACUCGUGCCGGGAGACCAGAUAAUAUCGUCUGAAGGCGGCGUGCGGACGCGCUCCCAGGCGGCUGCUCGGCCCGAGCAGUGGACACGCGUGCCGCUGCUGGUGAAGCUCUUCAAGCUCGUCAUCUACGAGCUCUUCCACGUGAUCGAGAUCAACAUGGCUAAGGAUGACGACCCUGACGACGAUGAUGAGGACGAAGGUUGGGAAGACGAUGAUGGGGCCGAUGACGAUCCUUCGGCUUUAUACACGUCAGACCUGCUGAAGGACAACAGCCAUCGCACGUCUGAUGUCGUCGAUGACGAAGACGACCCAGACGCUGCUGCCGACCCCUUGUCCUCUGUACAACUACAGCCAUACCUCACAAACUUUAUUAGGACAUUUGCUCAACAUCCCGCCUACGCUAUGUUUACCCCGCACCUCAACCCGCACGAAAAAGAAGUCCUCACAUCCAUACGGGUGCCCAUUGUCUAGCGUGUCCCCUGUGCCAACUGAAUAGCUUAGAAUUUCUUAGCUUAACGUGGGCUCGUAGCCCCCCUCCCCCUUCCCUCGAGGUAUGAGCCAUCGACGGCUGUCCUCCAACGCCCCUUAUUCUGGGGGCCCUUGUUCAAGGCGUUCCAAAUAUCCACCUGUACAGUUAUUUUUUAUGGUUAAAUGCCAGGUCGAGGACUAACAACCUGCAGACGUGGCGUUUUGCGCCGCAUAUACUAUUUAUUUUGCAUUUGUGUAAAGCAAGAUGGAACCGUAUGUUCCAGCUGUACGCUUGUUGCUAGUAAAUUAAUUUCUUGCAGGUGGUCUUUCUCAAUGAGAAUGAUUGACACGCAUUCGUCCUCUGCUGAGGAACCCUUCAUUAAAGUAAUGCAUCUUAAAAUUCACAUUUAUAUAACAGAAAUGAGCACCAGAUUGAUUCAAAUUUGUAACAGUGUUAAACUUAUCAAAUUAUUGAGAGAAAGAAGUGAUUAUUUGACCGGUACAGGAUCAUUCCUUCAUUAUCGAGGUAGCUGUUAUCGAGUGAAUCUUGAGUCUCCUUCGGUGCCAGUGAUGCUGUCCUUUACUGUGUGUAAAAAGAUAUUUUUUAUUAGCAAUUUGUCAUAAUAAUUUUCGUGUUCUGGUGACACGAACUAUAAAGCCAGCUUGAUUGUACUGUUUUUAUUGUAAACCUU
Messenger RNA from Hyalella azteca, 3965 nucleotides. It is a transcript of the gene Ipo9, whose product is annotated as importin-9. Gene Ontology annotation, molecular function: small GTPase binding. The coding region runs from base 106 to 3276 and encodes 1056 amino acids. The transcript is spliced from 17 exons. The record is from RefSeq and is a predicted model, not a curated record. Gene Ontology annotation, biological process: protein import into nucleus. Gene Ontology annotation, cellular component: cytosol; nuclear envelope. Lineage: Eukaryota; Metazoa; Arthropoda; Malacostraca; Amphipoda; Hyalellidae.